Adineta ricciae is the source of this 4335-nucleotide messenger RNA. The record is from the annotation of a GenBank genome assembly. Lineage: Eukaryota; Metazoa; Rotifera; Eurotatoria; Adinetida; Adinetidae.
AUGACGAGCCAAAUAUUUAGUCAAGGAAUUCAUUUGAUUGAAAAGUCCGAUUUUAGUCUGUUACGAUUGUACAUUGAACAGGAAGUUUCAAAUGCUAGCUUACAACAAUUGGUGGAAAAAAUCCAGAACUCGAACGACUCGGAAACAUGUUUCUAUCCGUUCGAUAUUCCUAUUCGAUUGGACAAAUGUUAUCAGAUAUCAGGUAAAGGUGGAUCGAUUUUCGUAUCGAACAAGAGAAUAUUUUGUGUAGAUUGCUUUACUGAGUUUAUUCUUCAUCAACAAAGACGAGCAACUAUCUUUGCACAACAAAUUAUCUAUAAGAAUGUGAAAAGUUUGUGUUGUCAUCCAAAUCAAAUCGCAAUUCGGUUUAUUUAUGAUAAACUACCACCACGACCAGAAUUUCGAGUGUUAUCCAACACUUCGCAAGCCGAUUUACUUUCUCGUUCGCAUCCCGUCCGUCUGAGUGGUACUAUCAUUGCAUCAAGUGCUGUUUUACCGUACAUACGUGGAUUAAAAUAUGUAUGUCAUAGUUCGCUGUGUCCUUUCAAUGAUCGAAAACGACAAACAUUCGUUUUGUUCGAUGUUGAACAUCCACAUGGUUGCAAAGUUGGAGAAACUAUUCUAUGUGAAGGUUGCGAUUUGUUUUUAAAUGAAGAUAUUAACAAACGUUGGAUUUCUGAGAAACUUCUUAUCGCAGUGAAAAUCAAAGAACCUAAAACACCCAUUCUUGCUUCUGGAUACAAUCUUGACAUGGAUUUUGUCUUAUCACACACAUAUACGAUCAUCGUUCGUGACGAAUAUGUUGCACGUAUACGUCUAGGUGGCAAAUAUAACUUCAUCUGCUAUGCUGUAAAUGAUUCUCAUUCGAAUAGAGUCAUGUUUGAAACAUUACAUUGUGAGUUGCUUCAACCGUGUCGUCUUUCACUACCUGAUUCUAUUCGUCAACUACAUUACACUUUUGCACAUCGUCAUUCAUUCAGUUUUCUCAAUCUUCUCUCGACACUUUUCUGUCCGCAUAUUCAAUUGGUCAAAUAUUGCACUCAUGUCAAAAUGGGUCUGAUAUUGAGUCUGGUUUCAUCAUCACUUCAUAUUCUUCUCGUCGGGAAUGAAAGUCGGGCAGCUGAUAUACUUUGUCAAACAGCACUGAAAUAUGCUGAACAUGGAAUUAUCCAUCGACAACAGUAUCCGCUAACAUUGGCAUCGAUUUCAAAAACGAAACAUCGAUCAUUUAUUGUUUCUGGUGAGUCCGUUCUGUAUUUUAUUGAUUACUUGUCAGGUAUUUCGUUGGCAGCCGGUUCAAUAGCGAUCGCUUCGGAUGGAAUCACUUAUUUGGGAAGUAUUGAUAGUUUAAGUAGAGCGCAAUUAAAACAACUUCAUUCUGCAUUCGAAACCAAAACACUUAGUAUUGAAGUGAACAAAAGCGAAGAAUCUUCAAAAAUUGUCUAUAGUGUGCCGUUUAACAGUAAUAUUUGGGCUUAUCAUGAUAGUCGUUUGUGGUUACAAGCUGAUCGAGUGACCGAACCAACAAAUGAUCUGUCACCAGCAAUAACAGAUGCGUUCAGUUUGGUGUUACCACUUGAUGAGAUCGAAUACGAAUACGAAGAAACAGUGGAUAAUUAUUUGGAUUCAAUAUUAACAAUGGACAAUCAACAAGAAACAAUGGACCAGCAAACUAGUCAAUGGAUCGAUGAUAUUCGUAGUUUUCUCACCUAUGCUCGAACGAUGGAAAUGCCAUUGAGUUACGAAGCUGAACAACUUCUAAAGAAAUACUUUUGCGCAUGUCGUCGAACUAAACGUACUCUUUUUUCCUAUACUGAACUUCCAGCAACGACUACUGAUGUCUUAACACAAGUAUGCGAAGCAAUUGCGAAGUGUAAUGCUCAUAUCGAAGCGACCGUUACGGAUAUGAUCCUUGCCAUCUAUCUCUUCGAAAUUUCCACAAUGACACGACUGGGUUGUGAGAAUCUCGUUAAAGAACAUUAUCGAUCACCGCCUGUGCUAACUGAUCCAAUGCUAAUCGAUGCAAUUGAACAACGUAUGGUUCUAUUUUCGCAAGAACUUACGAUCUUCUGUGAUGAAUAUACAUCGUCAACGAAUUUCGUCGGCGCGUUUUUGAAAAUGUCUGAGGACAAUCGUUCGGCUGUUUUUCUCCGCGAUUUUGAACCGUCCGCUGUUCGACUUAAACGUAAACUUCGUCUAAUUCUCAAUAAAAAUCUACGACAAGAAAAACUCGCUGAAAAGAAUGUAACUCUUCUUGAAUUCAUUGUCUAUUUAAUUUUACUCAUCAUUGCCACGACUAUUUCCACUACAUAUCACCUUUCCCAAGAUCUUUUCUACACUGAUAGGUGUAUACGACGGUUACUAGUAAAUAAACUUCAAUUAUACAAUGUCAAAACUGUCGAUGAACUUUGGCACUAUCUACUUCGGUUAAACGACGAAAUUUAUAAUACCAUUCUGAUUGUGAAUGAUACGCAAGGAAGUUCAAGUCCACAGAUUUUAUUGUCCAAUGAGAAUUUCAUUUUUGGUACUCCUCGUUUGCGUCAGUUGCGUGUGAACAAUUCAUUCUGUCAGCUCAUCGGAGAUCUCAGUAAACAACCAAUUCAUUGUCAUGCCCCAUAUCAUAAAUCAAAAGAAUAUCGAACAGAUUUCAAGACCUUCAAUGGACUCGAAUAUGUCUACACGUCACCGAACACCAUAUCUGCGUUUCAACUAAGGAAUAAAUAUGGUCCGUACGAUAUCGGUGGUUUUAUAUACCAGUUUCGACAAACAAAAGCGAUGAAUUUCGUAAAUCUGCAUAUUCUAAACAAAGGCGGAUGGCUCAGUGUCGAUACUCGAGCAGUUCUUCUCGAAUUCAUAUAUUUCAAUCCGAAUACAGAGUUAUUCACUUCAAUCAAUAUCCUUUUCGAGUUUCUCACCACUGGUCUGAUCGAAACGAAAGAUUUCUUCUAUACUAUACCCAUUAGCAGUUAUUUUAUUGGACGGAAAUCAUGGCUAGGUGUCUUUCAAAUCUUAUUCCUUCUAUACUACUUUCUCUUUACAUUUUAUUAUGUUGGUAGUAUUGCUAGAUAUCGCCUAUGGUUCGUCGUCUCUUCAUAUUGGAAUGUAUACGAUCUUGCUCUUCUGAUUCUUUCGACCAUAUCGAUUGCUUUUGAUAUUCGAUAUUUACUCAAUAUUGGCAGUGUUUUAACAUGUUUAUCGAAACCAAAAGAUGACAUUUACAAAGAAUUGGUUCCAUUUUUUGAAAUACAGCGAACUCGCUUGGAUUUGCAAGCAUAUCUAACAGCACUGAUUCUUGUACGUUUACUUCGGUUCCUACCACACUUUUCACAUUUGAUUUCCAACUUACUCAAUGUCUUUUAUAAAUCGAUUCGAAAUUCCGUCGGUUUUCUUCUCUUGUUCUUCAUCAUUUUCAUGUCAUUCGUCGUCUUUGCAACGUUUUAUUAUGGUGAUGAACUGUACGAAUUUCACACGUUUACACUAGCUGCAUAUACGCUCAUUCGGUGUACUCUAGGCCAAUUUGAAUACGAUCGUGCGUAUCGUGUUUCUCCGACUUGGACUCCCAUCUUCUACAUGUUAUAUGUCUGUAUCGUCUUUUUUGUCUUAAUCAAUCUGUUCAUUGCAGUCAUCAACGAAACUUAUGUGUUAGGAAAACAAGAACAAAAGCAGAUCGAAGAGGAUAUUCAGGAAGAAUAUACUGGAAGGAAAAAAGGUCAACGGUUAAAUACUUUUCGUCGGUCGAAACGACCAGUUCUUCAACUCGAAGUAAUUCUAAUAAUUAAUCAUCUUCUGAAACUGUUCUUCAAUAAAUCGAUUGAUCUGAAUGAUGCGCAAGCUGAUGAUGACGACGACGACAACGAUAAUGAUGAUGAUGAUGAUAACGAGAGCAUGUCUUUAGAAGAAAAACAGACAAUUAUUACGGGGAAACUACGAAAAAAUCUUCUGAAAGAAGGGUAUGGACAAGAUGUAAUUGAAAAGUUCUUUCAACGAGUGUUAGGCGAGAACGACGAGGAGAAUGGAGAUGAUAAUGACGAUUUUUCUAUAUUAAAAAUGGGAGAGAAUCAAGCUAUCAAAGUUCUUUAUGAUGAAUUCAAAAUAUUUAAUAAUCAAUAUGAAAAAUUAGCACAAGAUUGGCGAAAAACAGCGACAACCACACGAGAAUUAAUUCUCGCUGAUUCAAUCGAUGUUGAACAAGCAAUGUUAAUGAGAAAUCAUUUGAAUAAUCUUGAUCAGCGUUUCGAAAACUUGAAAACUAUCAUUCCGAACGUACUGAAGAGUAUUGUUGAUCUUUAUGUAAAUCGUUUAUCAACAAAUCAAAUAAAUAAAAAAGAAAAUUAA